Messenger RNA from Priceomyces carsonii, 2706 nucleotides. It is a transcript of the gene SOG2, whose product is annotated as Sog2p. The coding region runs from base 1 to 2706 and encodes 901 amino acids. The transcript has a single exon. Gene Ontology annotation, molecular function: protein binding. The record is from RefSeq and is a predicted model, not a curated record. NCBI's taxonomy places the organism in Eukaryota, Fungi, Ascomycota, Pichiomycetes, Serinales, Debaryomycetaceae.
AUGACUACACCCUCGCGGCUUAAAAUCUUAGGUCUCUUGAAUGAGAGAACAGACCAGAUCAAAUCAAAGAAGUCACUUAACUUGGGCAGCUUUAUCCAAGAGAAUGAGGAUUUCACUGAAAGUGUAAUAGAAAUCAUCGAUGAAUACUUGAGAGAGAACCAUCCUGGCAUAGAAAUAGAAAGAAUUUCAUUACAAAAUAAUCAUCUUUACGAACUCCCUUCAAACUUUAAAUUAUUAUCCAAUAAUUUGAAGUAUUUGGAUUUGCACAACAAUUACUUAACCAAGAUACCUGAAUACUUAACGAGCCUUUCACAGCUUGAGAUUUUAGAUCUUUCAUCAAACAGGCUAAGUAAUUUGCCUCCGGAUUUUGCCUCCUUGAAAAAUUUGAAAGUAAUAUCUUUGAAAGAUAACAGGUUUCAGUACUUAUCGCCUGUUUUAGCAGAUUUGAAAAAUUUAAAUUUAAUCGAAUUGGCAAGAAACCCAUUAAUAUUACCAUCUCUCGACUUAAUAAAGAAUUUACAGAAGCAAAGCUCUGACCUCGAUUGGGUAAGUGAGUUGAAAUCAUAUUUGAGUACACAUUCUUCUUUGUUGAAUCUUAGGUUACUUGAGCAGAUGAAACAACAGUCUAACGUACAACCAUUUGUUGGAAGAACUAGAAGCGUUUCUGAUACGAAAGGAAAAGCUGCAAGAGCGGCAAGAAGGAUGGGGCUUAUAAUAAAAAAGCCUGAUGAUACUUCUAGUAAGGACGAUUCUGUUUUAUCUGAGUUUUCAGAUUCAGGAAGUUUGGACUCUUUAAGUGUCCCGCACUCUGCUUCAGCUGCUGAGUCUUCAUUUAAUCGCAGCUUGUCUCCUUUUGGUGCUGUUUCGACUUAUACAAGUACAACCGUUCCCAGCUCAAUCAGCAGCUCUACUCCAACGACCCCUGGUCCCACGUCUAUAUCGGGAUCUAACCAAUCUCUAGCAACAUUGAGUAGGCCCGGGAGUAGAAAUAGGUCUAGAUCAAAUACCUUGAAAGAGAUCGAUAAAUUGUUGGAAAAAAAUGGGACCGUUGAUACUGAGCAUAAAUCGGGGGCAUAUUUCAGAAGACUAUCGACAUUGCAGGAACUCCCAGUAGAAGGUAUUAACCUGAGCAAUCAGCUUCUGAUGAAUAUCCCCUAUGGAGCCUCUUCAAUGGGGUCUUCUGUUUCGAGUACUAGCUCUAGAAAGGGAAGUGGUAGUCAGCAAGGAAGAGGAGACCUGCCACAUACUGAGGAUGAAUCUUUUAUAGCUUCACUGAAGUCUCCAUCUGUAACAAGGGCCUAUAGCCACUCCGUGAGUGAGGCUUCUCCAUCUAAAGGUGUCCCUAAAAAAUCUAACUUGGAUACUUCUAUCAUUAUUAAAGUUUCCAGAAAAGUUUUAUUUGCUUUCAGUGAAUUGCAUUCAUCCGUCAGAAGGUUUACAGGAUUUUGUGUUGAUAAAAGAAUAACAAUCAAGAUGGUCUCGUAUUUGUAUUCUACAAAAUCGAACAUCGACUCAUUAGUGGAAGAUUUGGAAAUUUUGGAAGAAAGUAGUAGUAAUUUAGAGCAAAUUGUGGAAUCUUUACAUUCGUGCAUUUAUUCUUUUAAGAAUAUCAUGAAUUUCCUUAGCGAAAAUUUCUUGACAUUUGUCAUGAAGACGGAUAUCUGCUUUAUAAGGAUGCUCUACAUUACCUUGUAUGGAUCCUUGAACGAACUAAUGAAUGCAUACCGAAUACUUGCUCCAGGUACUAAGCCUUCUUCUGUGAACUCCUCUAAUAUUAGCCAGCAGCCCUCCUCAACGAUGCCGAAUUACUCCACAGAUACAAAACAGCGGUUAACAGUGAAUACGAAGUCAUCCAACGACUCCGAUGAUGUUGACGAAAAACUAUACCGUUCGAUUGAUAGUGCUACAACAAGUGCUCAAGUAGUCUUCAGUGAACUUACCAAUGCAAUUGGAAAAUCGGCAAUAGCGAGUGCAACAGCUUCAAGUACUCCUGCGAUAAACCACAAUGUAGCUACAAAAGUGAAGGAACUUACAAAUGUUUGCAUGACAUGUAUGGAUAUCACUAAAAGAUUGAAAACAAAAUUGAUUACUAUUAGAAAUAACCCGUCUCAAACAACGCGAAAACUCUUCUGGGAUGAUAUAAACCUAUUCUUGAAGCUGAUAAUUCAAACUUUCUCAGCAGUAAAGGGGAUAAUGAAGGAUAUGCCUGUUCUUAAUGAGGUGCGUGGGGCAAUGGCCAAUCUUACAAAGACAACGAAAGAAGUCACUAUCUUAUUGGAAAUUUCUUCUUAUAAGUCCAUGUCCUCUGACUCAAGUCAAAAUAUGGCUGGGCCACUUUCAGGUGCUCCUCUCUUGAAAUCAAUUCCGUCAGUUUCAAACAUGUUUUCACCUAGCCACAAUCAAAGUCAAGCUAAUGCAUCACAGAUGGGCAGUAGCUCAAUACUAACAAACCAGUUCAAUACUCCUCCUAUCAGAACACCACUUGUUGCGACUCUUGGUCCAGCUGCUCAAGCAAUUAUUCCAUCUAGUAAUUCUGAGAUUACAAAUAAUACGACCAACCCUCUUUCUAGUCCCGGAGUUAACAAUGCGCCAGCUACUGCUCCAGUACAUUCGACGGGACAGCAGUUUGCGAAAGGUGGUUUCAAUCCUUACGAUGGUUUAAUAUUGUCUAGCGGCAACAAAGAAACAGAAACUGAUAACUCAUAA